Messenger RNA from Baudoinia panamericana UAMH 10762, 1350 nucleotides. RefSeq lists its product as uncharacterized. The record is from RefSeq and is a predicted model, not a curated record. Gene Ontology annotation, molecular function: amino acid transmembrane transporter activity. Lineage: Eukaryota; Fungi; Ascomycota; Dothideomycetes; Mycosphaerellales; Teratosphaeriaceae. The transcript is spliced from 3 exons. Bases 1 to 1350 code for a protein of 449 amino acids. Gene Ontology annotation, biological process: amino acid transmembrane transport. Gene Ontology annotation, cellular component: vacuolar membrane.
AUGGACGGCAAGUAUGAGGACUAUGGCUAUGACAGCCGGCCAGCGCAAAGUAGUGGGCGACCUGCACGAUACGACGAUGCAGAUGUCUUUGGGCACGAGGAGGGUCAUGAUAUCAAAUACAAGACAUUAUCAUGGCAACUUGUCGCCAUCCUCAUGAUCGCGGAGAUCGUUAGCAACGGCAUGCUGUCGCUUCCCUCCUCACUGGCCGUAGUUGGAAUCGUGCCUGGCCUCAUAAUCAUUGUCUUCCUCGGCGUCUUCGCAACGUACACUAGCUGGCUUCUCGUCCGGUUCAAGCUCCGCCACCCUGAAGUCCACAAUAUGGGCGAUGCCGGCUACAUUCUCAUGGGACCUUUCGGUCGCGAGCUUCUCGCCUUCGGCACCGUCGUGUUCGCCGUCUUCGCUACUGGAGGUCAGCUGCUCGCUGGUCAGAUUGCGCUUGCGAGCUUGAGCGAUAACAGGCUGUGCCUAAUGCUGUAUACUGGUAUCUUCGCUGUUCCAACGCUCAUAUGCUCGUUCCCACGCACUUUGGAUGGCCUCGGCUGGAUCAGCAUACCCUCCGUCCUCUCCAUCGCCAUCGCUGGCAUCGUCGGGAUGGUCGGUGCAGGUCUCCAUCCAGCUCCAGACCGAGUAGUCAGCGUGACUGUGCCAUCAACCUUCUUCGAAGCCUUCAUUUCCAUCACAAACCCUGUUUUUGCUUACGCAGGUCACUUCAUGUUCUUCAUCAUGGUCUCCGAGAUGAAGAAACCGCAAGACGCAAUGAAGGCGGCUUAUACUCUCCAGGGCUUCGCUACAACGUUCUACGCUGUAUUCGCCGCUAUCGUUUACGUCUAUAUCGGCAACAGUGUGCUAAGUCCCGCUUUCAGCAGCUUGGAGAUCAAGUGGCAGAAGGCUGCGUAUGGCAUAGCGAUACCGAACUUCCUCAUCGCCGGAGCACUAUACGCUCACACGGCCAGCAAGCUCCUGUUCGUCCGCAUCUUCCGCAAGUCAAGGCAUUUGCACAGUCACACAAUUCUAGGAUGGAGUACAUGGGCGCUCUUAGUGCUACUCAUGAAUGCCGCUGCUUUCGUUCUGGCAGUUGGUGUGCCGAUCUUCAACUACUUAAUCGGCAUCGCCGCCUCGCUGUUUGCGGCGUGGUUCACGUACGGUAUUGCCGGCUUCUUCUGGCUCCACGAUUCGUACCAUGACGGAGAUGGCUUCUACACUUGGGCUCGGAAGUGGUUUCAGACGACGUUGGCUGUGCUGACAAUAUUUGUGGGCGCUUUUAUCUGCGUGGCAGGAUUGUAUGUGACGAUCAAAGCGAUUGUGGAGGCGUACCAAAGCGGUGUGGUGGCAAGUCCAUUUGCUUGCUAG